Molecule: messenger RNA, 2069 nt
Organism: Chlamydomonas reinhardtii
Lineage: Eukaryota; Viridiplantae; Chlorophyta; Chlorophyceae; Chlamydomonadales; Chlamydomonadaceae
Exons: 6
Coding region: 605-841 (78 amino acids)
Source: RefSeq, a predicted model, not a curated record
GUUGUGAGAGGUUUGGACAGUAAUAUCAAUUGUGGUUUACACUUGUGCCCGAAGUGGGAAGAUCUGUCCACUCGGCACUACCGUUCGACCUGGGAAAGGUUGCCUGGUAUGGUUCUUCAGGCUAACACCCGGUUCUAUGCCCAAACAACAAGCGGUCGGCCGCUUAAAUACUCAGGGGCGACCCGCAUUGGUCGUACAUGGAUCUAGAAUCCAUGUGCAACGUUGUCAAUUACAUAACAGACCACUCGUGCAACGUUGCUACUUACGUAAUCUGCCUCCCAGUCCGACCGCCUCUGUCCGACUGCCUACUGGUCUGACAAUUACGUACCCGCACCUUCCCUACUCGCAACCUGGGUUAGUGCGAACCCUGCCGCCGCUCCACCUCUGCCAAGGGGGAAAACAUCCACGCCCCCACACGCAUAUGCGCAUGUUCGCUAAGUCGCAACCUAUUUUGUCAAGCCCAAAGUUCAAUGAGCCAUGUGUCGCGCCACAGCUGUGACCUCCCCCACGAUUGAUCCGACGACCGCGUCGGCCAAAAGCAGUUGAACUGUGCUGCGGCGUCCCAGAAAUGGCGCGUUGGACUCGAACUACAAGGUGCUACGCCAUGGAGAGUGCGUGGCUCUUCGCAGGCUCGCUGUGGAUCCGGCGGCCAGCCGCAAUUAUAGGUGUGUGUUUUGCCCUUGUCCGUUGGUUAGCGAAUGAUGAAUGUCCGUUGUUGAUUGGCGAAUGGCGAAUGUCCGUUGGUGGCGAAUGGCGAAUGGCGAAUGGCGAACACCUCCUGCUGACAAUACUGUGGGAAGACUUGGGAUUUGCCGUUGUACGGGUUCGUGCUUACGCUUAGCAGUGUUGCAGGCGGUUGCGCUGUUGUCUUUUAUGGAGUAAGCAGUUGGAGAAAGCAGCGCUUCUCCCUUUACCAGUCCAACCACGUCCAACCACCGGUGGGUCUCCUCGCUCGCUGUGAGCUGCAGCAUGCUUGCUGCCGCGAAACGUGGGAGCAUUAGAUAGGCCGCGGCGUGAGGGCCAUAGCUUCGGCGCAGCAGCGUACAUCCCCGAUUACCGGUAUCGUCAUACCAGCGCACCAGGUUCCCAUAGGUGGCGGGGCUGUGGUGCCCGUGUGGCGGCGUUUGACGCUGCCGUGCACACAUGCGGCGGUGGUUCUGGUGGUGGCGUGGGCGCCGGCGCCUCAUACUACUCAUACGUGCAUGUUGCAUCAGCGGAGUGCUCAGCCAUGAAAGCAGGCCCCGUCAAGGCAUCAAGGCAAGCACGCGGUGGCGUACAAGCAAGCCAGGCCGCCGGCGGAGCUGACAGGAGCGCUGUCUGUUGAAGCGGUGGUGUGGGUGCGUGCUCAGGCACAUGCGGCACUGCUGGCGGCAUCUGCCCCACAGCAGGUCGUGCGGGCUGCUGUGCGGGAAUCCGCUCCAAGUGAUGUGCACGCUGGGGCGUGUCAUCCCGUACUACUGCUGGCGGCGGGGGCACGGUCUGCUGCAUGACGUAAACGUGCGUCGGGAAGGAGGCGCGAGGCGCAUCAGCCGUGCCAUGUGAGCGGCAAGACCCUCAAGAGCGGCUUCAUCCGCUUGAUCGGCGUCGUACAAGUCGACUUGUUGCACGUCAUGAUGGUCGUGACCUCGCCCGCGGUUUGCUUGGAGUUGUGUUGAUGGCGAUGAGUAGCGCCCAUGUCGUGAUGGACGGCUGCCGUAGUAAUGGGACUCAUUGUACGAGUGGUAGUGGCAGUCCGCGAACCGCCGGUCCCUGUUGCGGCCAUGGCGGCGGCCGGGAGACUGGUCACGCCACCGGUGACUGCGGCUGCUGCUUGGUGCAGAGUAGCAUUGCGAGCCUUCCUCGAUGUAGAUGGCGUCAUGAAUUGCUUCUUCAAGUGUCUUGGGCCUCAGCAAGAACACCUGAUCGUAGAUGUCCGGUUGUAGCCCACGAAGGAAGGAGAAGGUAUGGACGGGGUCAGAGGUAUUGAGCGACAGCUGCGACGCCAGGUCACGAAACCGAUCCGCGUACUCUCGCACGGGUUCACGCCGGCGCUGUUGGCAGCGUGCAAGCAGAUUGUAUAACUCCUCCUG